Molecule: messenger RNA, 1514 nt
Organism: Spirodela intermedia
Lineage: Eukaryota; Viridiplantae; Streptophyta; Magnoliopsida; Alismatales; Araceae
Source: the annotation of a GenBank genome assembly
AUGGCGGAGCUCCAAUCCCUCCGCCGCCUCCCCCCCUUCCCCGUCGUCCCCGCCGCCUCCUCCACGGUAAGACCUUUUCCUCUCAGAUUCUUCUCCCGCUCCGGCCCGCCUCCCCGCCCACGCAUCCUUUGCCCCUGCGAACGCCGCAGCGACGACGGCGGCGGAGGCGCCGCCUGGGGAUCCAAUGCGGAGGGCGUCCGGCGGGAAAGGUUCAGAUUCUCAGAUAUGAAAGGAGGCGGCAGCGAUGGCGGGCCGGAGGAACCAGAGGAGGAGGGAGGGAGGUGGAGCGGCAAGAGGGGGUGGUGGUGGUCCGACGAACUGUACGACGGCGGCGAGGAGGACGCCGAUCUCCUCGACGACGAGCCCGAGCAGCCGUGGGACAAUAUCUGGAUCUUUAAGGUGAAUCGCCGAUUCCCUCGCGCCACCUGAUAUCUUUCAGUCGAACAGAUUUUAAUCCGAUAAGCCUCGCCGCCGUAAAUCCCGAUCUCCAUUGAUGGCUAAUUCGCCCGCGAUCUUCUUCCUGAUUUCGUAUUAUCAUCUGAUCUGAUGUCCUUAAACAGAGCAUCAUGCGUGAUUUAUGGAAACUUUUUACAGCUUGAACAGAGCAGCAAUCCGUCUGGAAAUUUUUUACCCUCAUUGGUUCAGUUAGGGUUUUUUCUUGGUGAUCUUGCUGCCCCUACUCCGUCUUGAUCUGCAAAACAGCGAAAACAAUUCCAGAACGAAAGAGAUGAACCUAAAAUAUUCUCUUCAAACUUCCACAGAAUCAUCGCGGAAGAUCAGUCUAUGAUCCAUCCAUGAUCGCUUUAAUCGUCCAUACAUGCCAGAUCUUUUCUCCAUCAAUCCCCGACUGAGUUCCCGUAAAUCAUAGCAUCAAUCACCAUAGUCUCAUAAUCGAGAAGCAGAGAUUCUGAUGAUCUCUCAAUAACAGAUCCAAACAGAAAUCAUGUAGUAAUCGUUGAUCAUAUGCGCAGGUCUUCAGGGCCUACGGUUACCUGCUUCCGGCGAUCAUCGCGUCUUUGCUUCUGGCGAGCGGCCCCAAGGCCUUCCUUAUGGCCCUGGCUCUGCCCCUCGGGCAGUCGGUGCUCUCUCUCGCCGUCGAUAAGCUCUGGGGUAGCAGUGCCGGCGGCAGCGGCGCAGGGGGGAGGAGGCAAUCCAGGUCCAGGAGGAAGAAGCAAUCCGAUGGCGGCGCCGCCGGCUUCAGGAGGAGAUCGUCGGAGGAGGAGAAGGGGAGCGGCUUCCGAGCAAGGGAGGCCCGCCGGCCGUGGGCAGCGCCGGAAGGGGAAUCAGCCGCCAGCGCCCAAGAUUAUGGCGGAUGGGACGAACUGUCAUCGCUGGGAGGCUGGACUCCGGGGAAGGGCGCCGUCUCCAGGAGCCCUUCCCAGGCGGCGGCGCCACCUCCGCCGGUGAGGAAGGGGAAGCUGUCGAGGAGGGAGCGAGGCGGGGAGGUGCCCCUGCUUCUGAGGCUGCUGGUCGCCAUCUUUCCCUUCCUGGGUUCCUGGACCAAGAUCCUGUAG